CAUCACAAUCACACCCGACCCACAUGUCACCCUAUCCUUUGUGGUAACCAGUUAAGGUUCUCCCAGAAGAAUUAGAAUGUUGUACUAACAGUCUCAGACCAAUCCGUCAACAGAAACCAAAAACCCCAAACCUCCACUGGAGGGAUGAUGAGAGCAGCAUCAUCAUCCUUGUGUAAUGCUAAUACAAGGUUGCCAAUCCCAGUUCCCAAUUUUCAACUUUGCCAUAUUACCACUAAAUUCAAUCCCCUCUCUUUAAAAAUCCCAUUUCCAAGCUACCCAAUUGUCCAAAUCUGCUCUCUCAAUUCCCAUCAUCACAAAAAAUUACCCACAAGCAGAAUCACUUCCUCUAGGUCCUUGGUGAUCGAAGCCUCGUCAAUGGCAUCCUCCACUGAGUCGGAGACCAAAACCUUCUCUGUUCUCUUUGUGUGCUUAGGUAACAUUUGUAGAAGCCCAGCUGCUGAGGGUGUUUUCACAGACAUUGUAAAGAAGAGAGGCCUCGACUCCAAAUUCAAGAUUGACUCUGCUGGCACCAUUGGUUACCACGAGGGUAAUCCAGCAGACCCAAGAAUGAGGGCAGCCUCUAAAAGGCGUGGGAUUCAGAUAACAUCCGUAUCGAGGCCAAUAAGACCUUCUGAUUUUAGGGAUUUCGAUAUCAUUCUCGUAAUGGACAAUCAAAAUAGAGAGGAUAUAAUGAAGGCAUUUAAUAGGUGGAAAGUUAGAGAGAAUCUGCCUGAUGAUGCACACCAGAAGGUAAAAUUAAUGUGCUCCUACUGCAAGAAACAUGAUGAGACUGAAGUUCCAGAUCCUUACUAUGGCGGACCACAGGGUUUUGAGAAGGUUUUGGAUCUACUUGAAGAUGCUUGUGAAUCACUAUUGGACAGCAUCUUGACGGCAAAUGGUGACAUUCUAAGUUCAUAAGUCCUGGUUGAAUUCGGUUAAGCACUUAAGCCAACUUGUUGCUCUUCUCGGUCCUUGUAGUAAUGUAAUAAAGAGCUUACAUGUAAUCCAUUAUGAUCAUGCUAGAUCAUAUUCCUUCAUUAUAGACCUCUUGCCAUCCCUGUUUUACCCAUGAUGUAGCUUGAAUUAUUACCUUGAUAUUGGAAUUGAAUAUUGUUUUGGAUGAUAAAUUUGAGGCAGCAAUAAGCUUUGCUGAAUCAAAUAAUUAGCCCAGUGUGUUCAGGCAA
Messenger RNA from Manihot esculenta (cassava), 1184 nucleotides. RefSeq names its product putative low molecular weight protein-tyrosine-phosphatase slr0328. The transcript is spliced from 5 exons. Gene Ontology annotation, biological process: protein dephosphorylation. The record is from RefSeq and is a predicted model, not a curated record. The coding region runs from base 145 to 918 and encodes 257 amino acids. Lineage: Eukaryota; Viridiplantae; Streptophyta; Magnoliopsida; Malpighiales; Euphorbiaceae. Gene Ontology annotation, molecular function: protein tyrosine phosphatase activity.